GGAGGAGCGGCGAGGAGCGCGCCCGGAGCGCAGCGCUGCCCGGCCAAGCUGAGCCCAGCCUGGCCAAGCUGAGCCCAGCCGAGCCGAGCCCAGCCGGGGCUCAGCCACCCCCGCCCGGAGCCAGGCACAGAGAACGGGGAACAGCCGAAGACGGCCUCACAGCAGGAAAGUCAGAUCAGAUUGGCAAUGCAGCAGUGAGUGGCAUGAUUGAAGACAAGAUAAAAAGCAGGCUACAGCAAAAGGUGUGAGCUUCAUAUUUUCUUCCUGAAACUAGGUUACAGCUGAGGAGUUCAAGAUGAUUCCAAAUUACUCUACUGAAGAAACUGUGAAAAGAAUCCAUGUGGACUGUCCCGUUUCUGGAAGGCACAGCUACAUCUACAUUAUGGUCCCAACCGUUUACAGCAUCAUCUUUAUCAUAGGCAUAUUCGGGAACAGCCUGGUCGUUAUUGUCAUUUACUGCUACAUGAAAUUAAAAACAGUAGCCAGCAUCUUUCUUCUCAACCUGGCCCUGGCUGACUUGUGCUUUUUGAUAACUCUGCCCCUCUGGGCAGCCUACACGGCCAUGGAGUACCAGUGGCCUUUUGGCAACUGUUUGUGCAAGCUGGCCUCGGCGGGGAUCAGCUUCAACCUGUACGCCAGCGUGUUCCUGCUCACCUGCCUGAGCAUCGACCGCUACCUGGCCAUCGUGCACCCGGUGCAGUCGCGCAUCCGCCGCACCGUGUUCGUGGCCCGCGUCACCUGCGUGGCCAUCUGGCUGCUGGCCGGCGUGGCCAGCCUGCCCGUCAUCAUCCACCGCAACAUCUUCUUCGCUGAGAACCUGAACAUGACGGUCUGCGGCUUCCGCUACGAGAGCAAUAACACCACGCUCCGGGUCGGGUUAGGCUUGUCCAAAAAUUUGCUGGGCUUUUUAGUUCCUUUUCUGAUCAUAUUAACAAGCUACACCUUAAUUUGGAAGACUCUGAAGAAGGCAUAUCAAAUUCAAAAAAAUAAGACUAGAAAUGAUGAUAUUUUCAAGAUGAUUGUAGCAAUUGUGUUUUUCUUUUUCUUUUCCUGGAUUCCUCAUCAAGUGUUCACUUUUCUGGAUGUGUUGAUUCAGUUACAUGUAAUAACAGAUUGCAAAAUCACCGAUAUUGUGGAUACAGCUAUGCCCUUCACCAUUUGUAUCGCUUACUUUAACAACUGUCUGAAUCCCUUUUUUUAUGUGUUUUUUGGAAAAAACUUUAAAAAAUACUUCCUUCAGCUAAUAAAAUACAUCCCACCAAACGUCAGCACACAUCCAAGCCUCACAACCAAAAUGAGCUCCCUCUCCUAUCGGCCACCCGAAAAUAUCCGCUUGCACACCAAAAAGACUGCCGGGCCUUUCAACACCGAUUGAGGCAUUUCACAAAGUUCUUCUUUUGAACAGCCUCGGGUGUGAAGCAGCAAGAACAACAAGAUUCAUCUGCGGUCCUGAACAUCACAGCUCAUUACAGCAACACUGGAUCACCUCAGAGAAAUCAUACUGUAAAGAGUCAGCAGCGGCCUUUCAGCUCACCUUGUAAAGAGGACUGCUUCGUUUUCAUUUCAUUUUCCUUUACUGAAAGCAGCCUAAGUGUUGGACAGGUGUGUCAGAGUUCCUGCCACAUCCCACUGUUUGCUUGGAACUACGAAAGAAGGGGAGGAAAGACUCCUAACUUAAGUUCACAGGUGUUUCAAAAGGAAAAGCUUGUAUAAAUAACACGAAAUACAAAGAACCUGACUUGCAUAUAUGUGAGCUAUACUGUUGAAGAAGUGGAGCUUUGUUUCUUGUUUUGUUGGUUUAUUUUUAAAUACAUAAAUGUCCUAUAAUCAUAUUUAUAAUAUAUUUUCAAAUAUAUGCUAUAUAUAGAGGCCCAAUUUUAAACUCAAAUGGAAAUUUAAGGUCCUUGAAAUUGGUCUUAUUCUGAUUUAUGCUACUAUUUUUAAUGGCAUUUUUUCAUAAUAAUAUAUGCAAUAAAUUGCAGAUUUAUUUAUUAAAUAUAGAAUAAAUAUAUUUUUAGAUUUAUAUUCCUACUCAUACAUUUCAAACAUUGCUUCAGAAAUGUGCAUCUAUAUCUCAGUGGCUGUUUUUGUAGUAGUUAAAAAAAUAACUAUGUAUGUGCACAGAAAUGGGGUUCACUUAGCCUUUCCUCAUGAUAAGUCUGACUUUGAAGAACUUUAUAUAAAGUAGUUGACACCAUACUCUGUGUGACUAAAAUUAAAAAAUGUCAAAUUUCUGCACAUUUAGUGAACUCAUACUGAUAAGCAAAAAAUAUGACAAUGCUUAUGCAUCAGUUUAGCUAAUAAUGCUUUUAGUCCCAUUGCAAAACAUCCAGGACCAAACUUUACUCUUGGCUUUCAUGGAAUUUUUCUCCAUUUAUAUAAAAUUUUGCCCAGGGUAUUUUCUCCCUGUAGAUCAUUUUUUUAUUUAUAUGGAACAAAUUCAGAUUUAUACUAGCAUAAAUCAGAACCGAAGUCUGGCUCAAAUUCUCAGUACAAAUCAAGAGGAAAGGAGACAAGCACUGUGGGAAGUUUCCACCAAUGAUAUCCUCAUAUGUGUCCUUUUUACCUCAAAUAAUGACCUUCAGAUAAUGUUUAUGCUUGAUUCACACCCAUUUAUUGUCUGCAAAGGUAAAUGAGUUCAUAAGUACUUUUUGACACUCCAAAACUUAAGAAAAUUUCAAAACUUUACAUAUAUCAUGUAGAAGAUUGCAUGCCCUUGAACAUUUGCAGUAUUUAUAAUCUUCAAAAUCAUACAUCUGAUGUGGCUUUGUCUCAAGCAGUGAGUGGUUGGAUUAGCCAUAUUUUCUGAUGAUCAAAAUCAAAACACAACAAAACAGUUAUUUCUGUAGUUUAAUACUUUUUAAGGAAAAAUGGGACUACAACCAGGUCUAGAAAUCUUCCUACUAUUUCAUUCACUUAUACUGAGGGAAGUUUUUUUCAGUUUUGCCUUCUUCCAGCUGCAAAAAUGGUAACAAUGUGUCUACUCAAAUACAUUGCAAGGUGCGGUGACGAGUCACAACUUCUAAAGCUGUAUGAUAAAAAAACUCUCCUUCAUUAAAACUUUAACUUAAUUUAAUUGCAA
Messenger RNA from Motacilla alba alba, 3082 nucleotides. RefSeq names its product angiotensin II receptor type 1 (gene AGTR1). The transcript has 3 exons. Bases 296 to 1375 code for a protein of 359 amino acids. Gene Ontology annotation, cellular component: membrane. Gene Ontology annotation, biological process: G protein-coupled receptor signaling pathway; immune response; regulation of vasoconstriction. Gene Ontology annotation, molecular function: angiotensin type II receptor activity. NCBI's taxonomy places the organism in Eukaryota, Metazoa, Chordata, Aves, Passeriformes, Motacillidae. The record is from RefSeq and is a predicted model, not a curated record.